Molecule: messenger RNA, 1311 nt
Organism: Peronospora farinosa
Lineage: Eukaryota; Oomycota; Peronosporomycetes; Peronosporales; Peronosporaceae
Source: the annotation of a GenBank genome assembly
AUGGCCUCGAUACUGAACACAUUAAUUAGCGUCUACGCGUCACUUUUCUGCAUGGAUGAGCGCUGUAGCUCUCCACAGAUGUCAGCAAAAGUUCAUGCGCCCCUAGCACGCAUGCCGGCUCCCCGCAAGAAGUCUGUCAAGUUGUCGAUCGACGACCGAUUGCGCGCGCUUAUCGGCGAUAUGAUCAGCGAAGAGGAGCUUGAGAAGCGCCUUACGUUCGGACGCAUUUUGGGCACGGGAGCGACAUCCAGGGUCUACGAGGCCGUGAAAACGACUACAGGUGAGCACGUGUCUGUAAAAGUGUUCGACAAGGCGUCGAUGAUUGAAGCACGUCGCUCUAUGGUUGCUGACGGCCAAUAUGUGCCGGAGAAGGCCGUGCACCGUGUGCGUCGACGACUGCUAAAGCUUGUGUCAGAGCUUGAGAUUUCCAAAUCACUGGACCAUCCUAAUAUUGUCAAGUACCUUGGAGCCUUUGAGACGUCUUAUCGCAUCUGCAUUGUUCAUGAACUUGUCGAGGGCUCGGACCUGCUGGAACGUUUGUUGGAGAAUGGAAAGAUGCCUCAGGAUCAGGCGGCUGUAGUGGUUCGGCAGCUGUUAUCGGCUUUGGAGUACUGUCAUACUCGCAAUAUCUUCCAUCGUGAUUUGAAGUUGGAGAAUGUUAUGAUAACUAAAGAUCUGGAAGUGAAGCUUAUUGAUUUUGGAAUGUCUGAAGUGGUGGCAAAUGCUGAGCAGCCCUUAAAAACAGUGUGCGGCACGCCCCUGUAUUGCAGCCCUGAGAUUCUUUUCCUUCAUACCUCCGCCGCGAAUGCUCGCAAAGGUUUUUACGGAGGACCUGCAGACGUGUGGAGUGUCGGCGUACUGAUAUUUGCGCUUCUUACAGGAUGUGCUCCUUUUGACGACUCGGAUUUCCACACACUGCGUCGAGAUGUUUUACGCAAUAACAUUAACUACCCUGCGUAUAUUUCCCAUCAAGUGAAAGAGCUACUUAAGAAUGUGCUUGUAACAGACGCGAAGAUGAGGCCCACAGUCGCAGACUUACUGUCUUAUAACUGGUUUCAGGACUUGGUCGAAAACGAUUAUGCGAUAGUCCAAUACCAGGAGGAACAAUUUACCGAGGAAGAGCAGAGAAAAUGGUCGUGCACUACACACGAAGGCAAGGUCGACAUCCGCUGUCGCUCUCUUUCUUGUCGCCGCACUAGCACGUACAGCUCGAAUGCAAGCCUCGAAGACGCAAUGAAGCGCCGAUCGUCAUCGCCUACACACGUUGCCAACUUGUUAAACGGUGCUUGUAAGACCAUUACCUUUGACUAG